AGCUUAAUGUGUGCUCUGAACGCUGAUUUUCAAACGCUGAAUUCCAGCGUGUCGACUUGAAGGUAUUCACGACAGAUUCCUGUGCCUCAGCAAUCCUUUUACUUCUGCUUCCGUGCAAAGGAUAAUGUAUCGUCAUAUGUCUCGAUGUGGUCGCCAACUAGUGCAGAUUUUAAGACUAAUAGACUCACUGCUGAAGACAAAGAAAAGUUCUUAGACGAGCAUAACAAAUUUCGCGGAAUGGUGAAACCAACUUCGGCCGACAUGGAGUUUAUGGAGUGGGACGACAAUUUGGCCAAUAUGGCUCAAAUGUGGGCGGACAAGUGCAUCUGGGAACACGGGUUUCUGAGGUUCGGUAGCCAAUAUCCAUACAGCGUGCCUUUCAAGGGACAAAUAGGUCAAAACCUUGCCCAAGAGUAUGGCAGGCUUUCGAGCCCAGAGGACCGCGUCAAGAGGUGGUACGAGGAAUAUCAAUACUACACAUUUAGCAAGUACACAAGCCCGAUGGGAGCUUCUUGUAAAAAGACACCUUGUGGACAUUACACACAGAUUAUGUGGGCUAAAUCUAUAUACCUUGGAUGCGGAGUAAAUUUCUGUUCAAACUUUAAUGGAGGUAACGGAGGAACAAUAGUGGUGUGCAACUACAACACGGGUAACAUUGUAGGUCAAUACCCAUACAAGACUGGUACUCCCUGCACCAAAUGCGCGUCUGGCAAAGGGUGGUGCUACAACAACCUGUGUCGAAAUUGUUCUGACUUCGACAAACAUUGCGGCAGCUCUUUGACGACAACAAUGUGCUCUUCACACCCAGAGUUAAUGGAGAAGAAUUGUCCUAAACUAUGCAACAUGUGUGAGUGUCCCUUAAAAUGUCAAAACGGAGGGACAGUAAACAAACAGGACUGCGUUUGUUCUUGCCCCUCCGGGUGGAGGGGUAUGGACUGUUCAGACAAGGCAUGUGAACCUGGCUUUUAUGGAGAAAAUUGCGAAAAUCGUUGUUACGACAAGGUUGGGACAGAAACCUGCCAAUAUCGACUGAAAGUUGGUCACAAAUGUUCAUCGAAAUACAUGGAGAUAGAUUGUGCUUUAACAUGCGGAUAUUGCGUCCUUGCAGGUGGCCAAAAUCAAAUUACCGCAACGGCAGCUUCUGUAACAGCUUUGCCAACAACACCUCAACCAGGAUCAGUAGUUUCUGCUACCACUCCAAGUUCAGUAACAGUUCCACCCACAUCCAAGCCUCAAGUGUGUACAACCGACCAAAAUUCUGGAUGUGAGAGAUGGGCAGCUGUUGGCGAGUGUGAAAAGAACCCGCUGUGGAUGAUAACGAAUUGUUGCAUAAGCUGCAAGCACCAUCAGGCACCAAAAGACUGUUCCGAUGCAAACCCAAGCUGCCCAAGGUGGGCUUACGCUGGAGAAUGUGAAAACAACAGAGUAUGGAUGCUUAAAAACUGCAGAAAAAGUUGCAAUCAAUGUGGAGAUUGCACAGAUUCUGACCCCAAAUGUCCAUCGUGGGCUUUAUCGAACCAAUGCAGCUCGGGUGAUAAGAUAAACGAAAAAUGCAGGAGAAGUUGUGGCUUAUGCAGAGUUUACGACAAACACAAAGAAUGUCCCGCCUGGUCUGCGAUGGACGAAUGUAAAAAAUCCAAUUGGACAUGGAUGGUGGAUCAUUGUCCACGAAGCUGUGAUGUUCCAUUUUCAGAAGCCUCGUUUUGUGGUGGAAAAGAAAACGGUAAUUAUCAGGCCCCCACCACGUGCCAAGCAUACAUAGCGUGUUCGUAUGGCGUCACAAGUCACGUGCAGUGUCCAUUUGGAAAGAAAUUUGAUACACUCAAGAGAAUAUGUGUACUAGUGGACCAAGCCGCCUGUACAGUGGUUCUUCCGAGUAAAAAGUCAAAGCCAUUUAUGAUUGUGACGCUGUAAAGAAGAACAUUGACUGAUUGUAUUGUAGGCAAACUGCAACUGGUUUUAUAUACGUUUUUAAUCUCUUCUGUAUUUCUAGCGAAGUGAUGAUUUGGCUCCGAACUGUAACUUGGGCUUUUGAUCUGAGAAGUUCAGCUAAAUAUAAGAGCUCGCCAUUUUCAUUUUCAAAUUAUGAUUUAGGACACUUGCUGUAAA
This is a messenger RNA of Pocillopora verrucosa, 2109 nucleotides long. RefSeq lists its product as uncharacterized. Lineage: Eukaryota; Metazoa; Cnidaria; Anthozoa; Scleractinia; Pocilloporidae. Gene Ontology annotation, cellular component: extracellular region. The record is from RefSeq and is a predicted model, not a curated record. Gene Ontology annotation, molecular function: chitin binding.